AUGAAGAUCAUGAUCCUCGCCCUUUUCCUCGGCGCCCAAGUCUUCGCCGCAGGUUUGCUCACCAAAUUAAUGACUCGAAAACAAUGAAUUAUCUGAAGAACUGAAUAAUUCAGUUUUGAAAAAGUAAAGUAACGCGAUAAAAAAUUUUUGAUCCAAAAUUGGAAUAUCUGAAAGCCUAUAAAAAAUUUAGUAGCCCUCGAUCAAACACAGGUUCUUCUGGGUGACGAUACAGUCGUGGAAGUCGUGAGUUAUUUUUUUAAACUUAAAAAAAUUUAAAAAAACCUUGGAAAAAAAUUUUUUUAUGGGGGAAAUUUCUAUAAGUAAUCUGAUCAAAAAAAUGAAGAAGAAGUCUGAAGUUUAGAUUAAAAAAAUUUCAAUUUAUUACAAGAAAAAAACAACUAUCAAUAUAAAAUAUAUUUAGAAAAAUUAAAGUACAAUCAAAAGGCGAUUUUAUAUUUGUUUUAAACUCUCACAGAAAAAAAUAUUUAAUAUUUUAGCCGCCUGUAAAAAGAUUUUUGCAGACUCGAAAAGGUACAAAUCGGUUUUUUUAAGGGGAACGGAACUGACACAGUCAUCACGAAAUCGUCGUCUUCGAUGUCUGUCUUCGUCUCGGUUCUCCUUGCGGUCUUCGCCUAUUUCUGCCAUUAA
Caenorhabditis auriculariae is the source of this 648-nucleotide messenger RNA. Lineage: Eukaryota; Metazoa; Nematoda; Chromadorea; Rhabditida; Rhabditidae. The record is from the annotation of a GenBank genome assembly.